This is a messenger RNA of Coccinella septempunctata (seven-spotted ladybird), 806 nucleotides long. RefSeq lists its product as uncharacterized. The record is from RefSeq and is a predicted model, not a curated record. NCBI's taxonomy places the organism in Eukaryota, Metazoa, Arthropoda, Insecta, Coleoptera, Coccinellidae. The coding region runs from base 82 to 594 and encodes 170 amino acids. The transcript has 4 exons.
UAAGAGUCCCUGUUGGUAACAGGAUGCUGCAAAUAGUCUCCAGAUUUGGAUUGUAUUGUACAUUUAUCUUUUUUUGAAACUAUGUUGAAGAUAAUCAAAAUUGACUCUGAGGAACUCCAAUUCAAAGGAACCCAUUUUAGAUUUUUGGAGGUGAGGAAAGAAGGAAUGUACUUUCUCCAAGCUCAAUUGUUCGAGGGUAAAACUAAAAAAUGGCUAGAAUCAACAUAUAGACAUGAACCUGGAAAGAAGGAUGAUUAUAGAUUCAGACAUGAAGUCACAAUGGAAUUUAUGGAUGUUUCGCACCAGAAGAUAACUCAACAGGUUGGAACCAGAAGAAGUGAAGUGACUCUAAUUCAGAUGUUGUUAUGGGGAUCAACGCCGAGACAUAAAACGUUGAAAUCAAAACUGAUUACAUAUUCUAAGGAUCAUAUAUUUCCAAUUUGCCGAAAGUCUCAAGCUUUCUUAAGAUUAUGCAUAAAGGAACAUAUUCAAAACAGAAUAGUUUCAUCAGACGAUGCUAUAAGAGCCUUAUAUGAGAAUGGUUUGCAAGCAAAGAGGAAAGCAAGAAAUUCGGAUAAGAAAACGCAAUCUUGAUGAUCGAGUAAUCAGUUUCUUAUUCAUAGAAAUUUUCUGGAUAAUCAGAUACUCAAAAAUCCAUGUGCCUUAAUUUCAGAAGCAACACCGAGCGAAGUUUCUGAAUAAAUCAAAAAUGUGUCUGCGUAAAUGCGAUCACAUACAUGUUAUAUAUUUAUUGUGAAGAAAAAUGAAAAUAGAAAAAUUCUUGAGAAAUAACAAGUUAAAAUUGA